Dioscorea cayenensis subsp. rotundata (Guinea yam) is the source of this 1736-nucleotide messenger RNA. RefSeq names its product probable galacturonosyltransferase 9. The record is from RefSeq and is a predicted model, not a curated record. Lineage: Eukaryota; Viridiplantae; Streptophyta; Magnoliopsida; Dioscoreales; Dioscoreaceae. The transcript is spliced from 2 exons. Gene Ontology annotation, molecular function: polygalacturonate 4-alpha-galacturonosyltransferase activity. The coding region runs from base 52 to 1560 and encodes 502 amino acids.
UCUCUCCGCUCUCACUGCCCCCUCGUCGGCAUCGCCGAAGUCCAGAUCCCAAUGGCGGGAUCGCGCCCUCCUGUCCGUCCGAUCCCGAUCUCACGGCGCGUGUUGCUCUCCGCGUUCUUCACCCUCCUCUCUCUCUUCUCCAUCGUCUCCUUCCUCUCCUCCUCCUCCUCCUCCUCCGAUCACUCCUCGUCGCCGCCUGCCGAUCACCGCCACCACCGCCGCUCAUUCCUCUCUCUCCCCUCCGAUCCCCUCCUCUCCCGCGUCGACCUUCUCCGCCGCCAUGCCUCAGGUCACCACGCCCUUGCCUCCGCCUACGCCUCUCAUUCCCUCCGCCUCAAACUUGACCACUCCCGACUCCUCCGCCAAUUCACCGAUCUCCAGCUCUCCCUCUCCGCUCUUCUCCCCCGCUUGGAUCCCGACUCCAUCCCCGAUGAGGACGCGCUGCGGCCGUUGGAGAAGGAGGCCAAGGAUCGCAUUAAGAUCGCCCGCCAGCUCGUCUCGGAAUCCAAGGAAUCGUUCGACACCCAGCUUAAGAUCCACAAGCUCCAAGACACCGUUCUCUCCGCCCGCGAUCAGCUCAUCCGCGCCCAUCGCCUCCGCACACUCUCUGGCUCCAUCGCUGCUGCUUCCACCCCCAAGUCCCUCCAUUGUCUCGCUCUCCGCCUUCUUUCCCAUCCUCUCGCCCCUAAAACCCUUGCUCCCAUCCCCAAUCUCUCGGCUUUCUUCGAUCCCGAUGCCUACCACCUUGCUAUCUUCUCCAACAACGUCAUUGCUGUUGCUGUCGUUGUUGCCUCCGCAGCCAAGAAUGCUGUCGAUUCCCGCCGGCUUGUAUUCCACGUCGUCACUGACCGGAUGUACCUCCCGGCCAUGCGCGUCUGGUUCAAGCUCCGUCCUCCCCCGGGCCACGCCCGCAUCGAAAUCCGCUCCCUCACCGAUUUCUCCUUGGGGCGCCAGGAUCUCGAUCUCUUCACUCUUCGGUUCUACUUGCCGGCAAUGUACCCAGAGCUGCGGCGGAUUGUGCUCUUGGAGGACGAUGUGGUCGUGCAGAGGGAUUUGGCCGAUCUCUGGAGAGUAGAUUUGGAAGGCCGGGUGAACGGAGCGGUGGAGAUGUGCUUCGGUGGGUUCCGGCGGUUUGAUAGGUAUCUGAACUUCUCUCAUCCAGUGGUGGCAGAGCGCUUCAGCCCCAGGGUGUGUGCGUGGAGCUUUGGCGUCAAUGUCUUUGAUCUCGAUGCGUGGAGGAGGGAGCACUGCACUGAUCGCUUCCAAGAGUACCAAAGCCUGAAUGAGGAUGGUAUAUUGUGGAAACCUGAGGCCGUGCUACCCGCAGGACUGAUGACAUUCUACAUGACAACAACACCACUGGACAAGUCGUGGCAUGUAAUGGGGCUUGGGUACAAUCCUAGUGUGAAUUUGGAAGAGAUCCAUAAUGCAGCAGUCAUCCAUUUCAAUGGAAACAUGAAGCCUUGGCUUGAUGUUGCCAUGAACCAAUAUAAGCAACUUUGGACCAAAUAUGUUGACACUGAGAUGGAGUUCCUCCCCCUCUGCAACUUUGGGGUCUAAACUUUCAGCUAGCGAAACAGAACUCAUUUAUAUACAGCUCCAUGCUUCACCCUUUCUCACAUUAUGUAGAGUCAAAUAGUUUGUUCUUCUGGGCAAAAGUGCCUUCUCUAUGCUUUUGUUUGUUCAAAAGAUGUUCUCUUCACACUUGCCUUCCAAAAUUAAUUUAUUAUUAUAGA